Molecule: messenger RNA, 1771 nt
Organism: Linum trigynum
Lineage: Eukaryota; Viridiplantae; Streptophyta; Magnoliopsida; Malpighiales; Linaceae
Source: the annotation of a GenBank genome assembly
GUCUGUUAAGUGUUAACUCAGUCAGCACUUCUCUGGUCUCCUCCCACAGUCGUUCUUCUUCCCACAGUCUCAAAGCUAAAACCGCUCCGCUGCCAUCUGUUCAUUUUUCAAACGCACUAUCCCAUUUCCCCCCAAACAAAAAUGGCUUCUUCGGCGCUAUCGCUCCCCCGUUCGUGGACUUGUUCUUCUCCCCAAUACCGCGAUGUCGCUUCUCUUCCACGCUCCCGCCGCGGUUCACUUGCCUUCCCCAACGGCUAUAACACAGAAUCCGCCUUCUUCGGCUCCAAACUCCCCACCAAAUCGCUUUCCUGCUCACCGGCGACACAUCGAUGUCGCGGCCGGGCUCUCCGAUUCAGCCCCGCCGCCUCUGCUUCUUUCCACACCUUCGACGUCGUCGUUAUAGGCGCCGGAAUCAUCGGAUUGACGAUCGCUCGACAGCUCUUGACUAGCUCCGAUCUCUCCGUCGCCGUCGUAGAUAAGGCUGUUCCGUGCUCCGGUGCUACCGGCGCAGGGCAGGGAUACCUAUGGAAGGUUCACCUUAAGCCUGAGGAUCAAACGUGGGAGCUCAUUACCAGAAGCCAUCAACUAUGGGAGACGUUUGCCGAGGGCGUGAUUGAUCAAGGCUUGAGUCCUGCCGAUGAGCUCGGCUGGAAGAGAACUGGAAGUUUGUUAGUUGGAAGAACUCCUGAGGAGUCAGAGAUGCUGAAAAGGAAGGUGAAGCAGCUCUCUGAAGCUGGGAUAAGAGCUCAGUACCUCUCUAGUCAGGAGCUGAGUCUUGAGGAGCCUGAACUGGUGGUGGGGCGGGACGGCGGGGCGGCUUUCUUACCAGAUGAUUGUCAACUGGAUGCUCAUCGUACCACUUCUUAUAUCCAGAAGGCUAAUAGAGAAUAUGCAUCAGAAGGGAGAUAUGCUGAAUUCUUUCAUGAGCAAGUGACAGGCUUACUGAGUUCUAGUGGAAGUAGAGAGUUCAAAGGUGUUCAGACUUCCAGCGGUACAUUGAUAAGUAAAAAGGCCAUUAUAGUUGCAGCUGGUUCUUGGACUGGCACUUUGAGCCGUGAGCUAUUUAAAGGAUCUGAUAUUGCGUUAAAUAUCCCUAUCAAGCCCAGGAAGGGACACUUGCUCGUGCUGGAGAACUUUGCUGAUCUAAAGUUGAAUCAUGGCACGAUGGAAGCUGGUUAUGUUGGCCACCAAGAUGCAGCUGCACAACAUGAAAAGUCAGAUAUAGAAUCACAGGAUCAUGAGAAUUCAUUGUUUGUGGCAAUGGGAGCCACUAUUGAUGUGAUGGGAAACCUUGUUCUUGGAAGCAGCCGCCAAUUUGCUGGGUUCAACACUGAAGUGGAAGAGUCUGUUAUAAAUUGUAUCUGGAAUAGGGCUGGGGAGUUCUUUCCAAAGUUGGCUGAAAGACCCCUGAGAAAUUUCACUGAGGACAGAAAAGUGAGAAUAGGAUUACGCCCUUACAUGCCUGAUGGGAAGCCAGUAAUCGGGCCAGUGCCAGAAAUGUCAAAUGUUUUCAUUGCUGCUGGGCAUGAAGGUGGUGGACUUUCCAUGGCUUUGGGCACUGCUGAACUGGUAGCUGACAUGGUCAUGGGCAGGACUGGAAUUGUUGAUUCUUCCAUAUAUGCUGUCGGAGGACGAUGUUGAUAAUAUACUGUGUGCCAAAUGUAUACCAGUGAGUCCUAGCAGAACAGUUGAUGGUAUAAGUGUGUACCAUUUGAAAUACUACUGAGGUUUAAACCUUUGAGCGAUAACGAACUAAAUUGUAUCGUGGUAG